Molecule: messenger RNA, 306 nt
Organism: Rangifer tarandus platyrhynchus (Svalbard reindeer)
Lineage: Eukaryota; Metazoa; Chordata; Mammalia; Artiodactyla; Cervidae
Source: the annotation of a GenBank genome assembly
AUGACUGCAAACCCAAGGGCCAUAUCUAUAGAGAUAAUCAUGGGCUACAAAGAAAAAAGACUUGAUUCAGUUCAGUCUGCAUCUGAAUAUAAUAUACAGUUUUAUCCCUACACAAGGAGGAGAAUUUAUGUCAGAACUUCUUCCUGUUCUUUCUAUAUGAUCUUACUGAGUGCUCAUCACCAGCUGCCCAUGCAUACUGCUAUUUGCACGGGGUUGGAGGACACACCACGUGGGUCUCUACCAAGAGAGCAACUGUCUCAGCACUCAGGUGUUAUCCUCAACAGUGAACUUCAAUCUUUGGCUUAA